Messenger RNA from Oncorhynchus gorbuscha (pink salmon), 5010 nucleotides. Its product is annotated as protein Dok-7-like. The record is from RefSeq and is a predicted model, not a curated record. The transcript is spliced from 13 exons. Lineage: Eukaryota; Metazoa; Chordata; Actinopteri; Salmoniformes; Salmonidae. Gene Ontology annotation, biological process: neuromuscular junction development; positive regulation of protein tyrosine kinase activity. Bases 77 to 2860 code for a protein of 927 amino acids. Gene Ontology annotation, molecular function: protein kinase binding.
UAAAGCUAUUUUGAAAGUGACCCCUCAUUCGGGCACGGGACAGCGACACUGCAGCUGUUUGGAACCAUGACUGAAGAUGACGGAUUCGGUUGUCGUGGAAGGAUAUGUCAAAUUCAGAGAUGGAAAAAAGUGGAAGACUAGGUGGGUCGUACUUCGCAAGCCAUCGCCUGUAGCAGACUGUUUGGUACUUCUCGUCUACAAAGACAAGUCGGAUAAAGCCCACGGCCACCGGGAGAAGGGCAGCAUCACCUUGGAGGAUAUCUGUGGACUGGAGACAGGUCUCUCCUAUGAGGGGGUAAACUACACGCUGGCUAUCCUCUGCCUGGGCCAGGUUGCUGUGCUGGGCUUCGACGGCAAGGAGGCUCUGCUGGCCUGGGAUAUCCGCAUCCGCUACAGUCUUGGUGAAGUCCAUAGGUUUAGCGUUGGCAUCUUACCAGGCACCAAGUUGGAGAGUGGGCCUGCAAUCCUUCACUUGUGUAACAACCUACUGGUUCUGGCCAGAGACAUCCCCCCUGUUAUCAUCGGUCAGUGGAACCUCCCGGACCUACGCAGAUAUGGACCUGUACCAAACGGCUUCGUCUUUGAGGGGGGAACACGCUGCGGCUACUGGGCUGGCGUCUUCUUCCUAUCGUCCAUGGAGGGAGAGCAGAUCAGCUUUCUGUUCGACUGCAUCGUCAGGGGCAUCUCCCCCACCAGAGGCCCUUUUGGACUGAGGCCAAUCCUGCCUGACCCCAACGCCGCCGCCAACCAGGCCUACUCUGAGGAGAGGGUGAACCAUGAGGCCCAGGAGCUGGAGAAACGCCUUAGCAUGCUGUCUCACCAGAGCAGCACAGCCUCCUCCACGUAUGGUCUGUCUGUGGCGGGAGACGACCGCAGCAUAUCAGGCUCCUCUGACACCUCCGACACCAGCCAAUCAGACUCCAGCAUCGGCAGCCGGCUGGCCAUUUGGACUGAGCCCGUCACAACAAGCUCCGCCCCCACAGAGACCAUCAUUGGCCAGUCUGGGCCCAAGGUGGCCUUACAGGCCGAUGAUAAACUGUCCGUCAUCCAGGUGGGUGGAGCUCGUGCAGUAGCCAAGCCCCCUCGGUCCCGGCAGCUGCAGGAGAUUGGUCGACAGAGCUCAUCCGACAGCGGCAUCGCCACAGGAAGCCACUCCUCCUACUCUGGGAGUUUCUCCUCCUAUGCAGGUAGCCUGGACAUUGGUUCUGGGGGGGAUGACUUUGGCUCCAUGCUCAGCCUGCCCCCUCACCUGGACCUGGCCCCCUGUACAUGCCCCCCAGCCCCAGGACAGGAGUACCAGGUACCCACGUCACUGAGAUACCUCUACGACACCCCCCGGAAUCUACUGCAGGGGGGAACAGGAGGGGCCAGGAGGCAUCAGACCUCCACAACAUCUAAGGACCAGGCGGGUAGUUCACCCCAAUCACACCCAUCAUGUAAGUCAGUACAGAGGGAAAAAGAGGGUCCUCUCGGGGGUCGCUCGGACACUGUUGCGAGGCGCUCGAUGGCUGAUCUCUUACAGGGCCACUCAGAGGAGAGUAAGAGCGGGGUGGCGCCCUCUAGUGACAGUCAACAUCCAGACUCCUAUCAGAUAUGCAGCAGUUCCCAAGCCACUGCCUCCAAAACCCUCCUAACCAUCUGCGCCACCUGUGGAGGAUUCAAGGGGACUCCACUCUCCUACACUGGGGGCUCAGCAAUGCCAGCCGUACCAGCAGGUGAAAGUAUUGAUAAGUGCCCGUGCAGACCCAACAGCAGCUCCUCAGAAUAUAUCAAGGUUGACGCACUGAGGAAAACUACAGAGACCACGUUCGCACCUGCCUCAGUGACCAAUCACAGCUCUGAGAAGCUAAAGAUGAGGAAUGAGGAAUCAGCACCUCUACAGAAGAAAGGCAAGGGGAAAUUAGCUGACGUCUUAGCAGACCUAUUAGGCAUAGGCACAGACCUAUUAGGCACAUCCGGAGAGCCAGGUACAAAGACAAACGACCUGAAUCUUUAUGAAUCAAUGGCUUCUGCUUUGGGACGUGAGCUUAGAUCCCAACAACCUGUUAUCAACUGUGAACUUUUGUGUGAUCUGAACUCAGCAAGACAAGGGGACAAAGGGACUAUCAUUUACGAAAAUUGCUUCAAGUGCAAGAAAGGGGAGGAAUGCCACCCGCCUCCUUGGGGGACACCAGCAUUUCCCCGGAACAGCUUUGUCCUACAGGUUGGUCAAAUGCACCACAGUGGUGUAUGUUUUGGACAGCCACUACCCUCUGAGCCCUUGAAGAACAGUGUGGACUGUGAAAAGACAUCUAAUGAAGAGCAGCCUAUUGAAGUGCAACUGCUGGACCCUACACUCCAAGAUGGAGACCUUCCAUGUGUGGAGGUGAAAGAUCAUUCAGUAUCGGUUGAAGACAAGAAGCAGAAGAGUAAGGAGGAGAGGCACAAAGUCGAGUAUGAGAUCAUGGAGAGCCGGGCGUUGGAGAAGAGUUCAGAGCCAGAAGAGAAAAGCAAGUACGAGCUGAUGGGCAGUUGUGGACAACAACGGUUCCUUCAUGAGACUGAAGGGGCCAUGUUUGUGUUCCCGACAGAAAUGGCGGCUCCAGAAAGACCCCGCGGUGAUGGAGUGACCUACGUCAAUAUUCCCAUCAGCCCCACGUCCAAGAAACAGCUGAACUACAUGGAGCUGGAGCAUCAGGAGCAAACUGGGGUCAGGGGGACUGGUCAACACCUCCCAGGACAGAGGAAAAGUUCCACUAAAUAUGCCCAGAUUGACAUCAAUGCUACGGAUGCCGCCCACAAAACGGGUACCCAGCAUGCCCUGGGGCGAGAGGAGGGUCUUCGCACCCUGGAGCAGAGGAGGAGAGGAGUACCACAGUGAUAUCACACCUCCAAUCUUGACCUCCACAGGGCCGCUGGCCCAGACCACACUGUUGUAUAAAUCUCUAGAAUUCACCAGAAACAUGGAUUUCCUGGGGCACCUCCAGCUGCCAUGAUGUCAAACUCCUCCGAGAUCUGCCACAUUUGAUUUCUCUAACAUCAAUUGUUGAUGUCUUCGGACAGUACUGUCAUUCUGCAAUCACGAAAGCAACAUGAAAACAAACUGUAAUUAAAAAGACAAAAGCUGCUGCAUGGAUUUAAGGGAUGUAAAGGGGACAUUUCAAUCCCUUGUGGAACCAGACAUCUCAUUAGAAGGCAUCACUGUCACUGUCACAGCCCUGGGCAGACUUGGGAGGAGUGGGGGGCUGAAAGUGCCAGUCUUGGAACUGAGUCAUUACCCAGGCACAAACCCCCGGAGGAGCAGUGGGUUUUUCACAGCCUCGUCUGUGCCACCCCUAAUCUAAUACAAUACGGUUAGUACCUCGUUUGGGGGAGAUGAGGAGGGAGUUGGAAAAAAGCAUCACCCUCUAACUCCUCUCUGAUUAUCGUUUUACUAAUUCUAUAGUGUUUACUUGUAUGAAAGCCUUGAUUGAGGCCUUUUGAAAGAGACUAGUUUAGUUUAGCACAGGGCCAGAUAGAUAAUGGAUAAUCAGUCUAUAUUUAUCCUGUACAGUACAUGCAGUCUUACUCAUUCAGAAUGUCGUAGCUACAGCGACGUUCAACAAACUUUUUGAGACCUUUAUGAAGCUAAUGCAACAAAGUGGGCAUAGACGUUCCGGCGGUGUUUGUAUACCAAUGAGACCAACGCGAUUAAGCCCUCAUUAUUGGGUUCUGGUGACUCAGCCCAGGCUUGUAAUUGUUCCGCGUUGGCUAAAUGAACUUUGGUUGGCUUGAGUGUGCCUAAUUGCCCGCUGUUGACCACAUCCGUAGCGUUCGUUUCUGGGCGCUCUCCAUUUGUUUUUCAACUACACGGUUCACAUGGCUUCGCUGAGGGACAGACAGACAGACAGACAGACAGACAGACAGACAGACAGACAGACAGACAGACAGACAGACAGACAGACAGACAGACAGACAGACAGACAGACAGACAGACAGACAGACAGACAGACAGACAGACAGACAGACAGACAGACAGACAGACAGACAGACAGACAGACAGACAGAGCUUCAGCAACAUACACCCUAUAAAUAAUUCAUUGGAUUUUUUUCAGCUUCGCAGAAAGGAAAAAUGAAAAACAAUAUCCCGGAAAUGUUUGUCAGAAGCGCCUGUGGCCCCCCAUUAUGCAAACAUAUAUCUUUUUUUUUUAAAUAGCUAGAUCAUUUAAGACAAGAGUUCCUAUGUAAAAGUAACCUUAUUGGAAUAGAAAUUUCUUCUUGUCUAUAUUCCCUACUGUGUGUUGAACGUAUGUGUUUGUUUUGCUGAUACUUUAGACAGUCAUUAUUGUGAUGUUAGUGCGGUUCUCAUUAUAUUAGUACGUAUAUCACUUUUUCAUAUACGCAAAUGUAACCUUGUCUAGAGAGAAAUAUACUUGUAUUAAAACCAAUAUAUAUUUCUCCGGUAUCUGUAAAUACAUUUCCCUGUUUCUGUUCUAGAUGUCUUGGACUGCCGUACAUCAUAUAUUUGAAGAUAAUGUGUAUGUACAGAUCAAUGUUAAGAGUUUUACAUACGAUGUCUGUAUUUUUUCAGAAGCCUUUUUUUUUGAACAUUUUAUUUAUAACAAAUAACAACCAUUGCUUUGACGUGUUGAGUUCAUUUCUUUAUGUACUGGUUCACUGAUUGGACUAUUUUUAUCCUCAUGUGGCUCAUUGAACAUAAAGCCAAUGGUUACACUGCACUUACAACAACCUUUACAACCAAAUGGUUGUUUGUUUUGGUUGGAGUAAAAGAGUCUAGUCCUGUUUGUCAUAGGGACCGGAUGUUGGAGCUGUCUUAAGGGCAGUAAGUAACAGGAGGCAACAGAAUUCGGUGCAAAAAGUGUAAGCAAUCCAAUGGAUAUUUACAUAGGACUACAAAAAAUAUUUACAAAAUAGGCAGAUUCUCAAAUACUGUCAAAACACUGAUUUGAAUUAAAUAAAAACCUCAAAAUCAGACCUACUCUGCCAAAACAACUAUAGCAGGUUGGGGUAUACCAGGCCACCCCACAUGAA